AUGAUCAUGUUUAUGCAAGAAAUUCCUCGUUGGUUAAUAUUUUCUUUGAUCUCAUCGAUACUAUGUAUCUCUGGUGCACUUUGUGUUCCUUUAAUGUCUACCAUUUUCAAUAGCAACAUCCAUGGACGGUCAUCAAAUAAUACUAAAUUAGUUAAUUAUGGGUUAUCGUUGAGCGCUGGGUCAAUGUUAACCACUUCAUUAUACAUGAUGUUACCAAAGAUGAAUAAAAAUAAUAGAACUGGGGUAUUCUGGGGUGUGCUUACUGGUGUCUGUAUUAGUCUUUUAUUAAACUAUAUUGUUCAUGUAUAUGCUAGUGAGUCUUUGGUUCAUUGUGCACAUGGUGAUGGACAAGAAGAAGAGCAUGGUCAUGGAGGAACCCACAGUGGGAUACAUGAUCAUGAUCAUACUCAUUAUCAUGGACAUAAUUACAAACAUGAACAUGAAGAUGAACAUCCUUCAACUAACAGGAAUAAUAAUAACGGUGAUAAUCUAGCACAUCAAGUUAAUGUUAAUUAUGAAAUUCAGUACAGAGAAGAUUAUCCAAAUGGGGAAGGAAAUUCCAAUGAUACAAAUUCACACACUGAAUCAGAUCCUUUACUUCCAAAUACAAAUGAUGGCGUUAAAGAGAAUAAUGAUAAUCAGAAUAUUAAUUUUAAUAAUAAGAACGGUACAGUAACUCUUUCAAAGAAAAAAUUUAUUACUAUUGGUAAAUCAUUAAUUGAUUUAUUUACUAAAAAUAACAAAAAAUCUAUUGGUGAUUGCUGUCCUUUAGGUGAAUGCACACCAACUUUGGAGACUAGUGAUUUACCUUGUUCCAAAAUUGCUAUGAUGUCUUCAAAUAAUAUAAUUCCUACAAUAUCAAAUAAAAGUAAUAAUAAUAAUUGUCAUUCACAUAAUUUAGAUCAUGUGAGCUCUAAUAAUUUAGAUUCAUUGACAAAAACACAACAAGGUCUUGCAUGUGUUGAAAACGUUAUUGGUUAUGAUUUAGAAAAUUUAUCAUUAUAUCGUAAAAAUUUUUAUUCUGCAAAUUCUGAUAAAGAUGAAUCUAACAUAAGCUAUCAUAACCAUGAUACUAAUAGUAGUAGUAGUAGUAAUGGUGAGAAUCAUUAUGGAUCUACCUCAGAAUCCAUUUCGUCUACUCAUGAUUCAAAUAGCAUCGAUAGUCAUGAAGAAUUAAAUAAUCAUCUUUUGCCAAAUUCACAUCAUCAUCAACACAAUCACACUCCUAUGACUAAUAGUUCUAAUAAUUUUAAUGCAUUUGAUUUGGAAAAUCAUAUUUCUCAAAUCGAGUCAUAUCCUCAUUCAGGUUAUGUUAUUCGUCAUCAUUCUUUGCAAACAUCACAUAUACAUCACCAUCACAUCGAAACACCUUUCUCCAAAUUGUUAUCGAUUGGUAUGCAAACAUGUAUUGUAUUAACAUUACAUAAAUUUCCAGAAGGAUUUAUUAUAUUUUAUACGAAUAAAGAUGAUACACCAGAUUCUUUGGGAUUCUCAAUCUUUUUAAGUCUAACAAUACAUAAUUUUGUGGAAGGUUUCGCUAUGACUCUACCAUUAUAUGCAAUCUUUGAAACUAAAUGGUUGGCAGUGCUUAUUACUGCCAUACUUGGUGGUGGUUCUCAACCAAUGGGUGCUUUACUUGGAUACUUGAUAUUUGGCCAUAAGACAGAGGCUAAUGAAAAUGAAUUGCAAAUGGAUUUCUUUUUAAGUGUUACUGCAGGAUUUUUACUAUUUAUAGGUUUGCAAAUGUUUCAAACUGGUGUUGGGUUUAGUGAUGCGCAUCAUCACCAUCAAGGAGAAGGGAAUGAAGAAAUAAAAAACAAUCAUAGUUCCGGUACUACUUGUUUGAAAUGGUGUUGUGCUGGUGUUUUAUUAAUUAUAGCUAGUCAAGUUUUCGAAUAA
Arxiozyma heterogenica is the source of this 1899-nucleotide messenger RNA. It is a transcript of the gene ZRT3, whose product is annotated as Zn(2+) transporter ZRT3. The transcript has a single exon. Bases 1 to 1899 code for a protein of 632 amino acids. Gene Ontology annotation, cellular component: fungal-type vacuole membrane. Gene Ontology annotation, biological process: zinc ion transmembrane transport. NCBI's taxonomy places the organism in Eukaryota, Fungi, Ascomycota, Saccharomycetes, Saccharomycetales, Saccharomycetaceae. Gene Ontology annotation, molecular function: zinc ion transmembrane transporter activity. The record is from RefSeq and is a predicted model, not a curated record.